This is a messenger RNA of Quercus robur (English oak), 1749 nucleotides long. RefSeq names its product metal tolerance protein C2. Gene Ontology annotation, cellular component: membrane; Golgi apparatus. Gene Ontology annotation, biological process: transmembrane transport; intracellular zinc ion homeostasis; zinc ion transport. The record is from RefSeq and is a predicted model, not a curated record. NCBI's taxonomy places the organism in Eukaryota, Viridiplantae, Streptophyta, Magnoliopsida, Fagales, Fagaceae. Bases 352 to 1488 code for a protein of 378 amino acids. The transcript is spliced from 10 exons. Gene Ontology annotation, molecular function: zinc ion transmembrane transporter activity.
ACUCUCCUUUACUUGACUUCGCCCAACCACUUUCCUUCGUACAAUUUCUAUUUCAAUUUCAUAUCACAAUAACACAAUUACGUUCGUUUCAUUUCAGCUUCACAUUUUUUUUUUCCAUUCAAAUCCACAAAUCUCAAUCUCAUACACAUUUAAAAAAAAAGGAAUUAUAAACAUUACGAAGCUUGGAAAAUCACGGUCUUUUAAAAUCUUCAAGUCAAUCAUUUGAAAAUUCCAACGUCCUUAAUAAGUCACAGUUUUCCUUCUCUUGGUGAAUUAGUUUUUCUCGUAAAAGAAAAGAAAAGAAAAGAAAAGAAAAGAAAAUUGAUUAGGUUUUUUGGGGGUAUUGAGAAAAUGGACAAGAGCGAUUCGUUCAAGUACUACACAUCAUCGGAAAAGGAUUCCCAGAAUUCAAGGAAUUCGGAUUUCGGACUCGGCUCAACCGAUCGGAGAUUGGCGUUUUCGCGUCAAGCUUCGUUCGCACAAUCGAAGCCUCUGCUCUCUCGUAGCGUCUCCAGCAUAGACAUUCCGCCUGGAUUCGACAACUUUUACGGUGAAAGUAAAGGACCGGCGGAGAAAUUCUCGGCUUCGUUGUUCGUUUCCUCGGUUUUUCGGAUCCUAAGGACUGGUAAUAGGUACAUGAAGAGGUUGUUCCUCAUGAUUUCGCUUAAUGUUGCGUAUUCCACCUCGGAAUUAGCUAUCGGCCUCUUUACGGGGCGUGUUGGUUUGGUCUCUGAUGCCUUUCAUUUAACUUUUGGCUGUGGCCUGUUGACAUUUUCAUUGUUUGCAAUGGCUGCCUCAAGAAAUAAACCAGAUGGAGUUUACACUUAUGGGUACAAGAGGCUAGAAGUCUUAUCUGCUUUUACAAAUGCUCUGUUUCUUCUGUUUAUGUCAUUCUCCUUAGCUGUGGAAGGACUUCAUGCAUUCAUCCAAGAUGAAUCUGAGCACAAGCAUUACUUGAUUGUUUCUGCGGUGACAAAUUUAUUGGUGAACCUCAUUGGUGUUUGGUUCUUCCGGAAUUAUGCUCGCAGAAAUCUUGUCUACAGAAAUGCAGAAGAUAUGAACUACCACUCAGUUUGCCUGCAUGUUCUUGCAGAUUCCAUUCGCAGUGCAGGUUUGAUAUUGGCGUCUUGGUUUUUGUCCCUUGGGGUUCAGAAUGCGGAAGUAUUGUGUUUGGGACUAGUUUCAGUUGCAGUUUUUAUGCUUGUCAUGCCACUCUUUAAAGCAACUGGAGGCAUCUUGCUUCAAAUGGCACCACUUAGUAUUCCAACUUCAGCCUUGAGCAAAUGCUGGAGACAGAUUACUACCCACGAAGAUGUAUCGGAGGUUUCUCAAGCUCGUUUUUGGGAAUUAGUCCCUGGUCACGUUGUUGGCUCUGUCUCAAUACAGGUGAAGAAAGAGAUGGAUGAUCGUGCAGUCCUCCAAUUCGUGCAUGGUUUGUACCAUGAUCUGGGUAUACAGGAAUUGACCCUGCAAACUGAUGAUGUCUGAGAUUUCCUAUAUUCUUUUUUGUAUGAUUAUUUUGUUGGCCUUAGAUACAUUGAUUCUGGUUUAUAACAUGGUGGUACAUGAGAUUAAUUGUAGAUUGGAAGUCCUUUAUAAGGAAAUGUUAUUGGUUGUUGACUUGUCAUCACAAAUGGGUGUAUCGCCAGUAAAAGGGACAGUAAAUGAUGGCUCUUUGUAGGGAUAAGUGAUUCUUGUAAUUGUCUUCAUUUCAAGUAAUUGGAAAAAUUAGUCAGGUUUCUCUAUGAA